UUUUCAGCGGUCAUACCCAUGGGGAAAAAACAUCCGUCAUGAUUUGAGCACCCAUGAGCAUGCGCUGUAUCUCUGUUUGAACAACAUGGCGGACGCAGUGAACGUGAAGAAGCUGAAGGUGGCUGAACUUAAGAAAGAACUACAGCAGCAUGGUUUGACCGUGAAAGGAAAUAAAAGCGAUUUACAAGCUCGCCUAACAGAAUUCCUCCAGGGACAAGGUGUUGCUCUACAUGAGGGUGAAGACGUUGAGGGAGAUGAUGAUCUAGAUAAUGACGAUCAUGAUGAGGAUGAUGUUUUAGCUGAUGACAGUGUUGAUGACUUAGUUGCCGAGGAAAGUUUAUCAGAGGAAAAGAAAGAAAGCAGUUCACUGUCUGCAGAUGAGGUCAAAAGUGGAAAGACAGAGAAAAUAGAGAACCCAUUACCUGCAAAUGGGAAAGAAAAGAAAAGUAGUAUAACUGCUGCUAAACUCACAGUAAACAGUGCUGCAUCUGAAAAUGAGAGAAAAUUGCAAAGAAUGAAGAGAUUUGGUGGACCAGUCUCAGAAAAUGAUAGGAAACUGGCCAGAGCUGAGAGAUUUGGUAUAAAUUUAAAGGAAACUGGAAAGCAGGAUGUUAAUACAACAUCUACCACACAAGCAACUCCAAUUGAUGUGAAUAAACUAAAGAAGCGUGCAGAGAGAUUUGGUGUCGUCUCCCCUGCUGUGUCAAAUAUUGUAGAAAAGGAAAAAUUACUGAAAAGAAAGGAGCGGUUUGGGGUGACCACAGUGGCAGCAGCAACAGCAGAUCCAUUGGAGAUUAAGAAGAAAAAGCGGGCAGAGAGGUUCAGCAACAGUUAGUAAGAGCAUUUUGAACUGUUUCACACCACUAAAGUGUGAAGUAUGUCAGACAGUGCGAGUUGCUGUAAGUAGGGUUUUAUAUUAAUAACAUAUUUUAUUAUUUUUACUGUUUUCUUACCCAAGUUUAUACAUUUCAAAAAAUGCCGGGCGAUAUUCACACUAUUUUAGAGUAUUUCCCAGUCUUUCGUACCAACCAACAUGUGUCGUCUGAAUAACAAAAACAACAUCAUUGUUUAGUCAACGUAUUUAUAUCCCUGACCUUACUUUAGUUAUCAUCGUCUUUAAUACAGAUAUUUACUAGAUAAUGUGAAGGCAUUUUUUACCAAUUACGAGUGAUAAAUAGAUUCUUACUAGACCUAUUUUUAAAAAUGUUGCCUACAGCGAAUGGCGAACGGCAAAUGACAGUUCACUCAGGUACUAAUCAAGCCUUUUUUAAGAAUAAAGAUUGGCUAUGCAAGCACAGUUAUUAUCACAAACAGCCCUAUGCUACUGUCAGUGGUUUACAAAGGAAUGUAUGGGGAAGUUUAUGUGCUAGCAGAAAACAUACUUUAUCGUGAAAAUAAACUGUAGAUCUUGUUUUA
Molecule: messenger RNA, 1416 nt
Organism: Nematostella vectensis (starlet sea anemone)
Lineage: Eukaryota; Metazoa; Cnidaria; Anthozoa; Actiniaria; Edwardsiidae
Exons: 10
Coding region: 86-835 (249 amino acids)
Biological process (GO): poly(A)+ mRNA export from nucleus
Cellular component (GO): nucleus
Source: RefSeq, a predicted model, not a curated record